AUGCCAAAUGCAUUUCGCGUGCUCUGUGUAGUGUGGUACAUCAUUGUGAUUAUCCACUGGAAUGCCUGCUUCUACUUCUGGAUAUCGGAGAUGAUAGGGUUAGGAUCAGAUGGUUGGGUAUAUGGUCCACUGAAUAAGCAGAGCUUGCCGGAGAAUGUGAGGGACACAUUACUUCGUCGCUACAUAUACAGCUUUUAUUGGUCAACUUUGAUCUUGACCACAAUCGGAGAGGUACCUGGACCUGUACAGAAUAUAGAAUACCUAUUUGUGACGCUCGAUUUGAUGUGUGGUGUGCUCAUCUUCGCUACUAUCGUCGGUAAUGUCGGAAGUAUGAUUUCUAACAUGAGCGCCGCUCGAACAGAGUUCCAAAACAAAAUGGAUGGCAUCAAGCAAUAUAUGGAACUGCGAAGAGUCAGCAAGCAGGCAAGAUUGCGUAAACCUCUCGUCAAUGUUAUGCAGCUAUUUUUUGUCCAUUUUAGUUGGAAAUGA
Strongylus vulgaris is the source of this 489-nucleotide messenger RNA. Lineage: Eukaryota; Metazoa; Nematoda; Chromadorea; Rhabditida; Strongylidae. The record is from the annotation of a GenBank genome assembly.